Molecule: messenger RNA, 2163 nt
Organism: Petromyzon marinus (sea lamprey)
Lineage: Eukaryota; Metazoa; Chordata; Hyperoartia; Petromyzontiformes; Petromyzontidae
Gene: NSUN6
Product: NOP2/Sun RNA methyltransferase 6
Biological process (GO): RNA methylation
Molecular function (GO): RNA binding; RNA methyltransferase activity
Source: RefSeq, a predicted model, not a curated record
CAAGGGAACUGCGGCGACACGAACAAAGCGAUGGACCACAUCGUGAACAACUGCAUCAUUCUGCACCCGCUGCCCGGCGGACUGGGCAUUGUUUGUUGUCUCUUGUGAGCCGUCAUGGCUACGUGGCUCACAAACUCCAAACGCGGGCGCGCAAAUUUUACGCGAGCUUCAACGCGCGCCAAGAACGACGUCGCCACCACGGGGUCGCAUCGAUCCGAUCCGCGUGGAUCGCGAAUCGCGAAAUCGCGUGGCUCGGAUCGUCAUGGCCGGGACGUCUGCUGGGCACACUCCCUCUCGUCGUCUGUGAAGGAGCUGCACACCUUGCAGACGAUGGAGGACAUCACGGACCUGGAGCAACACCUGCCCAGACAUGUCGAGGAUUACCUGCGUGCAGACUACCUGCACCCAGAGGCUGUGCAGGCACAGGGCGCCGAUGUUGCCGAGCGGCGUUUCCGCGCCGUGCUGAGGCGCCUACAGCUGCCUCCGUCGUUCACGUGCGUGCGCUACAACUCGCUCCACGUGUCGCCGGCAGAGGCAGCCUCGCUCCUCGGCAGCCACGUCCAGCAGCAUGGACAGGUAUGUGGAGGUGAAAUCCCAGUGCUGCAUCAUCCACAAGUGCCAGACAUUCUGCUUGUGCCUGUCUUAGAAACAAGAGUGCAGCAAGAGCAUGGACUGCCUCAGGUGGUGGUUGCGGUGGAGUGUGGGAACGCGGUGCUGCGAGGGGCCCAUGUCUAUGUCCCUGGAAUUUUGGCAGCUCCCAAAACCAUGCGAGCAGGUGACCGCGUCGCCGUGUUCGUUGACAUCGGUGGACAGUGCCGACGUGGAACCGUGAAGCCGUUGUGCGGACCCGUGCUGUUCGUGGGGAAUGGCGUAGCCCGGUUAAGCCGGGCUCAGAUAUUCCUCAAAGAUGGAGUCACCAGUGGGAUCGGGGUGAGCAUGACGGAGCCGCUGUACUUUAGCCCAUCCUUCGAAAACCUCCCACCCAGCAUCUUCUUCCCACAGAACCUGCCGUGCGUGCUGGCUGGUCACGUGUUGGACGUUCGCCCUGGGCUCAGGGUUCUAGACAUGUGUGCCGCACCAGGAGGGAAAACCACGCAUAUCGCCACACUCAUGGGAGACACGGGAGAGAUAAUUGCAUUGGACAAGACAGCUGCCAAAGUACAGAAAAUUCAGAACAAUGCAUCGCGGCUGAAUCUUAAAUCUAUCCAGACAUUUUGUUGUGAUAGCACACAGGCCAUCGCCUCUGGACCACACACCGGCAAAGGUCACCCACCGUUCCCCGAGGAGUAUUUUGACAGGGUGCUGCUGGAUGCUCCAUGCAGUGCGCUGGGGAAGCGGCCCUGCCUAGGCUUCCCUGCCUCCCUGCGUCAGCUGCAGUCGUAUGCUCCCCUCCAGCGCAAACUUCUGGCCGCGGCAGUGGCGUUAUUGCGGCCAGGAGGGGUCCUUCUCUACACCACAUGCUCCGUGGCAUCUGCUGAAAAUGAACGUCAGGUUGCCUGGGCAUUGAGGACCUUUCCUCAGCUGCACCUCGUCGCUCAGGAGCCUCACCUGGGUGGUCAGGGUCUGCCAGGAGCUGGUCUGGACCCUCAGCAUCUGCGUCUGCUGCAACGUUUUGACCCUGGCAGUGAAACAGAGGAUGGAGUCUGUGGGGUCUCAACCACUCCCCGGGCCCCCCAUAAUCUUGACCGUGCCAUCACCGACACAAUUGGCUUCUUCAUGGCAAAGUUUACCAAACUGCCCAUUUCCCCACAGUCGUUAAUAUAACUUAGGAGGCUUUUUUAGUCUUCUUCCCUGACAUUCACAAAAAUAUGUAACUGUUAUUUUGCCAAACGCAGGAUACUGGACUGACCCGGUAAAUCAGCAGUAUAUAGCGGGUGGCUCGCAAUCAGAACGUUGCGAAUUCAAUUUCUGGUUGGGGGUUGAUUCAGCCCAUCAUCCAACUGAGGUCGGUAAAAUAGUUACCAUUUUGUAGGGAAGUCAACAGUGGCAAUCCUAUUGAUAGACUCACCCUUGCUUUAGGAAUGUAUAAUUCCCACCACUGGCUCAGGGCUGUAAACAGGAGAUCAGAACUGUCGCUUUGAAUGAAAAAUCACUUUGACUUUUUAACUUGCAGAAACACUGGUCUGUACAUUUUUUUUUUCAAUAAAGAACAUUUAAAUGCAA